GGCAUGUCAAAGGUCGGGGUCUGGCGGCCGGGGCUGUGCUCGUGUCCGGGUUGUUCUUUCGCCGUGGAGCGCCUCCGCGCCGCGUUCCCUUGGCGAGCGUCUGCUGAGCCUCCCGGGUGUCGAGGCGGGCCCCUCAUCCGGCUCUGCUUCCCACGGAGAACUGGGUCCCCUUCCCGCCCUCCUCGGGCCCGGCUGGCCGUGGCCGCUCUGAGGCGAGGGAGGCCCCGACCCACCCCCCCUCGUAUCCUCGGGCAGUCCCGGUCCGGAAGGGCGCGGGGGUGCUGAGCGCCGCCACUAACACCAGUCGGAGCGGUUUCGAUACAGGAUAUUCUGAUGACUAUGGCAGCCGCAAGAAAUGUGAUGAGAGCUGUCAGAGUUUUUGAAUUUGGCGGCCCUGAAGUACUUAAAAUCCAGUCAGAUGUUGUAAUUCCUGCUCCAAAAGAAAAUCAGGUGUUAAUUAAAGUCCAUGCCUGUGGGGUAAAUCCUGUCGAGACAUAUAUUCGUUCUGGGACUUACUCUAGAAAACCAGCUUUACCCUACACUCCAGGCACGGAUGUGGCUGGUGUAAUUGAAGGGAUCGGGGAACAUGUGACUACAUUCAAGAAAGGUGACAGGGUUUUUACCAUUGGUACAAUCUCUGGAGGAUAUGCGGAUUAUGCAGUUGCUGCAGCUAAUAAAGUGUUUCCUUUGUCGGACAAAUUGGACUUUAAGCAAGGAGCAGCAAUUGCAAUACCCUACUUCACUGCUUAUCGUGCUCUCUUCCAAAAAGGGUGUGCCAAAGCAGGAGAGAGUGUGCUAGUGCAUGGAGCCAGUGGGGGGGUUGGAAUAGCAACAUGUCAGAUUGCCAGAGCUUAUGGUUUAAAGGUUUUGGGUACAGCAGGAACUGAGGAGGGCAUGAAGAUGGUCCUGAGAAAUGGUGCUCACCAAGUAUUUAAUCACAGAGAAGCAAAUUACAUUGAUAAAAUUAAGGAAUACACGAGGACAGGAGGAGUUGAUAUAAUAAUAGAAAUGCUCUCUAACAUCAAUCUUGCUGCUGACUUGCAACUGCUGUCCUUUGCAGGAAGGGUGAUGGUUGUGGGCUGUAGAGGUCCAAUCGAGAUAAAUCCCAGAGACACGAUGACUAAAGAGUCUAGCAUAAUUGGAGUCAGUCUGUUUCUUGCAACUGAGGAGGAGAUGCAUGAAUGUGCAGCGGCACUUCUUGAUGGCAUAGAAGCUGGCUGGCUGAACCCAGUUGUAGGCCCGGAAUAUCCACUGGAGCAAGUGGCUAAGGCUCAUGAAGACAUUCUUCAUAGCCGUGGUGCACGAGGAAAGAUGGUGCUCCUUCUGUGAAGUCUUUUCCCAUCUAUUUUGUAGCUGUUCUAACUGCACCUCUGCUUACAUGAUUCAUUGAAUGUGUAGUAUAAAAAUACUUCUGAUCAGGUUUGACAGUAACAGCAGAUGCUGACUUACGUUAAUUACAUUAAUCAAUUACCAAUCGAUUUUAUUUUUUAAUAAGCAGAGCUGUGUAUACUUCAAAGGAAUUUUUGUAGCUCUUUUGGCUGACGCGGAAAUAAUCAAUUUUCUGUGGUGGUGUGGCCUUGUGGUGCAAGGGAAGCAAAUACCUCAGGCAGGAUUGAAUCUCUUGCUCUCUGGGAAGUUACAAUGAAGCUGCUGCGGGCGAAUGAUUUUCAGCCGAUACAAAUAUGUAUAGAACUAACUAUACAGGUAUAACUAGGAGUCUGUAAAUUCCUUAGCCACAAAAUUUGUCUUAUUCAUCUUUUGUCACAUAAUUUACUUGGAAUAAAAGCUUCUGCUGCCAAAAUAUUUCACUUUUCAGCUCAUGGCCAAAGAAUCUGUCAAAUGAGAACUACUCGGAAGCAGAGGCAGUUUCGUUUUGCUAUGUCUGACUUAAUAUCUGAGUUGCAAGUGUCCCAGUUAAUUCAGAGAGACCGUAACUCUGGAGUUGCUUGCUAUUAUUGUAUUUGCUACUCUGCAGCUGAUCAUAUUGGGAGAAGCAGCUAAUUCCUUGAUGGUAAAUGGCUGGGUAGUGAGGAUUUAAAAUCUUCCUGCAGACUUUAUUAAAUGUAAAGGCACUAAUUUCUACUGAUGUUUUGCUUAAUCUCAGCUAAGAAACUAAUUGGCAAAAUCUUUUGAAAUGUCUGGAUUUCUCUCCUAGGUUUGUCAUCCCCUGUUAAAAUAUUAAGGUGAGAUAAGAGGUUUUUACAGGGGGGCUCAUGGAACUAAUUCAGUUAAUAUUGAUGAUGAAAGAGCAAGGUCUCAGUGUCAAAGAGGGGAGGAAGUUAAGGAACGUAAGGAAGACUUUGUCCAGCACCGAGUUGGUUGCUGUGGAAGUGCAUCUCUGGUGUUUACCAUGAACUUCUCAGUAGAGAGGAGAGCACUCCAAGUCCUAGGUUCAGACUUGCAACAUCAGCCUUUUUCAGGUAUGAAAACAUCUCUUUGAAUGCCAUGUUUGGGAUUGCUACUCAAGUGAUAAUUUAAACUUACAGGUGAGUAAAUUUUCUAACAUAGCAGAAAUAUACACACCUCUACAAAGCUAUACCUACUUUCCCCAGCAGGAUUUAAGAAAGCGUUUGAAUUUCUGGUGGGGUGGAUAAUAUUAAGAUAUUAUAGCUGUUAAACACAGGAUUGAAGGAACAUGCUGGAUGACUGAGUUAAGUCCUUGCAACUUGAGCUCUGUCUUCUACAGCAGGCAGACCACAGUGCUGUUUCUUCUGUGCAAAUGUAAAUGUGAAGUCCUUUUGCUAUUAUACCGAGUCAUUUAACUGUUCCUUGUUCAUAUAAACCUCAUAACCAUUGCAUCAAAUGGAUUGUUUUGCAAGGGAAGAAGAUGGAGUGUUUCUGGAGUGAAUGUUUUCAAACUAAUAUUUUAAUAAGUGCUUUUGAAAAUAGUUGCUGGGGAAAAGAAGGAUUAUGCAGACUUGGCUGUAGGAGUGCAUCAGCGGGGUCGUUGCCUGCCAGUGCCUCAGGGGUAGCAGCCUGUCACAGCUGGAGGCUGUGUGGAUGCCCCAGUGGGCAGGUGCUGGCUUCCCUGCAGGUCACACUUCCAAUAUGAGUAGGGGGCUGCAUUCCCACUUGGUCCGAAUUUGAAGGUUUAAGAAUGAUUAACGUAGUGUAAGUGAUGUGGGCAGGUAGUGUUUAACUGACGAUUCAGGUAAAAGGUGCUGAUUAUUCCUGUUCCUUCUGGCAAAACGAUAGCAGGUAGGGAAUCUGUGAUUCUGCUUGGCAGCACUGUUGGAGAAAGUAAACCAGCUCUUAAUGUGGAGGUACUAAAUAACAGACCAAGAAUAGUAGUUAAUGAUGGAUAUGAUGAUGCGUAUAUGAAAAUACACGUUUUCUUUAUACAUGGUAAAUUUUAAAAUCUGUGGUUCUUUUUAAUUUGUCCUUUGCUCAGAGGGUGUUAGAGGAAUGAGAGGCUUAUGGUUUACAGGGACUCCUUUCUUGCUUGAUGCCACCUGUGCACUGGAGCUGAUGCUCAGAGAUGAAAUUUGGAACAGUUUCCCUGUCAGUGCAGUUGCUGCUGUUCAUAGGACAGGGUUUGUUACAGGCUCCUGACCAGAAGGUGUCAGAGGAGUUCUUGGGUUUCUGUGACACUGCAGGCUUCUUCGGCAAAGUGGAGCAGGAUGAACGCGCAGCGCUCAGAGAGCUCUAUGAAGGCAUGCAAUAGAGCAUCUAAUUUCUUGGUCCGUAUCUGAUGUAUGGUACAAAUGGAAGGGGUUGUUUUUAUAUUGGGACAUGGAUGUGAAUAAAAAUAACAACAUAGGGCUGACCACAAGGUGCAGGGAGGAGCAAGGAGCUGCAAUGGUAUUUUGGGGCUGUGGUCAGUGCUGUGGCAGAUAUGAGCCAGGACUUUGGCCGUGGGUGGAGGUGCAGCACUCUGAGAUCUUGUCAUGCUGAAGGUGAGGGGCCUGGGCUUUGCCCACAACUCAGUUCCAGUAGUCCAAGCCUUGCAUUUCAGUGCAAACCCGCUCUCACUGGGAUCUGCCAGGGGGAACAGUUGAGGUGUCCAUGGAUGCUCCAUGCUGUUCUUGUGGUUAGCAGAACACUCGUGUUGGUAGAGGAGUAACCACCUUGGCUUGGGAACUGCUGUGGCUGAGUUUCUUAGAGACGUUACUUGUAUUCCUGGCUAAUCCAUGAGAUGCGUCUGGUCUGUCACGCACCCGUCCGGAGAGUCUGUCGCCCUAGAGAGCCCUUGGUCCAGCUCUCCUUUUAGGACAUGCCAUCCCCUCCGCAGAGUGGAGAGGAUGGAGGAAGAGGAUAACAGCCAAACUAGGCAGAAUAAUUCUGUCAGGUUGGUUGGUUGGUUUUGGAUUUAAUGAGAAGCAGUUUCUGAAGCAGUGGCUCCUGGUGGUCCUGACCACGACAGGGCUGUGGGUGGUGGGAGAGGCUGCACCGGCUCUCACUGUUGUGCUGACCUUUGCACAAACAGGCAGGGCUUGGGGUUCCACGUGUGCCAUGUGUAUCUGUGUGUGCCAAGCGUACCCACGGCAGUGUAUGGAAAGGGCAGCUACAAGUAUUUCUGAAAGAUGGCGGGAUGGAAUUGUUCUGAGAAGCAGCUGUGGUUUGUUAAUGUUAUUAUGCCCGAAAUAAAUGCUGCUUCAAACAUAUCCCCUCUCCAUUGUAACUAAGCGGUUCCCUGCCUGUGUUCCUGCCUUCUUUGUGUGCUUCAGCAGGAUGCAAUAAAUUC
This is a messenger RNA of Cuculus canorus (common cuckoo), 4684 nucleotides long. It is a transcript of the gene CRYZ, whose product is annotated as crystallin zeta. The record is from RefSeq and is a predicted model, not a curated record. The transcript has 9 exons. Bases 334 to 1329 code for a protein of 331 amino acids. Gene Ontology annotation, cellular component: cytosol. NCBI's taxonomy places the organism in Eukaryota, Metazoa, Chordata, Aves, Cuculiformes, Cuculidae. Gene Ontology annotation, molecular function: zinc ion binding; NADPH binding; quinone reductase (NADPH) activity.